Messenger RNA from Apus apus (common swift), 949 nucleotides. RefSeq names its product pleckstrin homology domain containing B1 (gene PLEKHB1). Bases 68 to 643 code for a protein of 191 amino acids. Gene Ontology annotation, cellular component: membrane. The record is from RefSeq and is a predicted model, not a curated record. Lineage: Eukaryota; Metazoa; Chordata; Aves; Apodiformes; Apodidae. Gene Ontology annotation, biological process: regulation of cell differentiation. The transcript has 7 exons.
AGCGCUGCCCGCAGCGGGACCCGCCGCGCCGCCUCCGCACGCAGGGCCAGAAAACCUUCCCGCAGCCAUGGCGCUGGUGAAGAGCGGUUGGCUUUGGCGGCAGAGCUCCAUCCUGCGUCGCUGGAAGAGGAACUGGUUUGUCCUCUACCUGGAUGGCAGCCUGGUUUACUACCACGACGAGACGCAGCGCGACAUGGACGGCAGGAUCCACAUCAAGUACAGCUGCCGGGACGUCCGCACCGGCCGCGAGUGCAGAGACGUGCAGCCUCCCGAGGGGAAGAGCCGGGAGUGCCUGCUGACCGUGGUGCUGCGGGACGGCUCCAAGACCACCCUGUGUGCCGAGAGCCAGGACGACGCCGUUGCUUGGAAGAUGGCUGUGCUGGAGGCUAAAUCCACCCCGGUGCAUGUCUACGACCCCUAUGACGACGACUACUACCAGACGGUGCCCCUCGACUCCCACCAGACUGCCUACAUCAGCUCCGGCCACUAUGGCCACCAGUAUGGAGCUCCCGGGGUGACCCACGUCAUCGUGCGCGAGGAUCCCUACCGGGUCUCCGGGGACCAGAUGGCCCUGGGGCUGCUGGCAGGGGCAGCCACUGGUGCUGCCCUGGGCUCCUUCAUGUGGAUGCCCUGCUGGUUUUAACACCCCCACAGGAUGUUUCCCCCACCCACCCACCCAAAGAUCACCCCCCCCCAACACAGCCUCCUUCACCUCCCCAGCCUGGUUUAACUCACCCCUGGCUUGGUACCCACCACGAACCACCCUCAGCCUCCCAAAAACAACCUGCUCGGCCCAUUUCACCCUGGGGCCAAAGGUCCAGCCCCAAACCUACCCCUGCUCCCAGCCCUGACUUUUGCAUUAAAUAACCCCCACGUGCUUCAGAGACCCCAAAUAUCCCACCCCAAAACCUGAUUCCCAUCCAACAAGGGCCUGGGGAGCUGCUGGGGC